Molecule: messenger RNA, 2055 nt
Organism: Botrytis cinerea B05.10
Lineage: Eukaryota; Fungi; Ascomycota; Leotiomycetes; Helotiales; Sclerotiniaceae
Exons: 2
Coding region: 744-1481 (245 amino acids)
Source: RefSeq, a predicted model, not a curated record
GAAGAUAUACCACAGUUACUCAUUCAAAGGAAUAAAUACAUAUAAUAAGCAACAUCUCGUAUUCUUAUACUUCCAUCUGCCCCCGCAAAAAGUCUGCAUGCAGCUUAUUAUUACAAUCGAUCUCCACAUUCAACCAACCUUGUCCUCCCUUCCCUUCCCCUUCCAUCUUUUCUACCUGAGCAAAGGACUCUGUUGCAACACACAACCAACUCAACUCCUUCCACUCGGAAAUCCUUCAGAUUCCCUUCCUAGAUACCAGCCGUCUCUCACAUUCGUUCAUCCACAAUCUUUCAUUGACAUUAUUUUAUAUGUAAAUCGCUCUAUUACUUAAGUAUAUUGACAACACAAACCGAAACAGUCCCAAACCUUGGCAUCUUUUCCCAAUAUUAGCCACUACCGAAAUUACUUGGAUGGAGAGAAGAAAAUAAGUCGUAACACGAGUAUCCCUGGACUAUGGUCAUACCAUCACGAUCGAUCAAUUGUUACAGCGUCGAACCCAUCAUCCAUUCUGCCAUCCAUUCAUCCAUACAUCAAGCAGCGAAACUGGAAGGCGACAAUCCAACCUGAUAUUAAACCCCCUCGAAAACAUCUCCUAUCCGCAUUCCACGGGAGAUAUCCGCACGCCAUAUAUACCAGAUAAUUAUAGAGACCUGCGAGCGACCAGAAAUUGGUGGAAGAGAGGGAAGGCCAUCGCAGAUUAUUGUCGCAAUCGCGAAGACUAUCGUCUGCCAACAUCCUACACAAUGUAUCGAUCCAUCCUCUUAUUUGCAACGGCAAUUCUACCCGCUAUUGUCGGGGCCCAACAGUUACAAGAUGGUGUAAUCGUUCCAUUCUCAUCCGACCUGCCAUCGUGUGCCUCGCAAUGUGGACCUCUUUCCGAUGUUCAAGGGGCUUGCAGUCCUCCUGCUAGGGCCGAUGUCUCUAGUUCUUGUUUUUGCUCAGAUUCUAGAUUAACACCUUUUCUCGCCGGAACUACUGGAGUAUCUCAGGUGUGUGGUGCCGCAAGUUGUACGUCGGAUACGGAUUUACAAAGUAUCGAGACUUGGUACCAACAAUAUUGUAAUACGCAAUCGGCAUCGACUACUACAUCGAGUAGUGGAAGUGCUGCUACUUCCUCGAGUUCAUCGGGGUCAAGUUCGGGCAGCGCAAAUCAAUCUUGGCUCUCUAGCCAUGCGAAAUGGGUUGCAAUGCUUAUUGUACUGGUUGUUGGAAUAACAGGGGUCUGGCUUAUCGCAUUUUAUUUUCGAAGACGAUAUCUCAGGAAGAGGGAAAAGGAAAUUGAAAUGAGACCGCCGGUUGCUUUGGGACCACAUCAACUCCAAAAUGCAACAGAUGGAUACAGAUAUGGAGAGGGCGCGAUUAAUGCUGCUGAAGGAGGACAUCAUAAGGAAGCUGCUAGGUCAACCGUGACAUCCAACCCCGCAGAGGCAACGAGAGGUAAACGGGAAAGCAAGAGUCUUCAGAAGAAGCAGAGAAGUUAAAGUAUUGGAUCUUCAAAAUAUGAUGGAUUUCAUGACUAGGGCGUUUAACUCGGUGAUAGGGUACGGUGUUUGGGGAAAAGUUAAAAGACAUAUGGUCUUUGUUGAAUAUAUUUAAUGGAUGGAGCUUUGUUGAUACCACGGGUGAAUGGUGAUAGCGUCACAUAAUGGAAUGUCUUAUUCAGUCUGAACAAGUACAUUAUUGAGGAAGUAUCAGAUAGGUGAUACUGUUAAUAUUAUGAGGUUUCCAUACUCAUCUGUUGUCUAGUGCAAGGGAAUUGGCGGUCGUUGAUUACAUUUGGUUUCAGGAUGAAAAUUGGACGACGGUUCUCAUCUAAUUUGCUCAUACACAGAGUAUCCAAUACUCUAGACUGUCAAACUAGUACAUGUAAACUUGAGGAAUCUGGUGGGCUGCUAUUGUUGAGCUCUAUUCCACAUUACUAGAAAGCCCAUGAGUGAAUCUUUCGUUUGUGCAUGUUCCCACUCUUCAAAGCUUGAAAGGCAAAGAUCCCUUUCCACGGAUCUUCUCAGAAAACAACCACGACACGAUGUCCAUCCAAGCAAUCAUUCCCAUAGA